AUGAGCAUUACUGACGCAUCCCUCUUCUCGCUCCAGAUCGGAUCCCUUACCCCAAUGACACACUCGCCCCUUGCUAAGAUCCUGGAGGGCGUAGCUACAAAUGCUUGCUUGGCUAAUUUCUCCUUGCCGGGAAAUUUCCCGUUUGGCACCCCCGGCGCCACAAAAUACUAUGCCCGUGAUGCCAUCACCAGACUCAUAUCUGGCGAGAAGGAUAAUGUUGAAGAAUACAUUGACCGAUACUCGGAUAUGCUAGAUGUGGUGAACCCUGUUCUGGACGUGACAACAUUUCGAGAGGAAGUCGAUCGCUACUGGCAAGAUCCAAAUGCCGUCGGAUUAUGCUGGCUGGCGCAACUGCUCAUGGUCCUCGGUCUGGGCUGCUUCACAUCCGGAACCGAUCCUCCCAUUGCCAUAGAAUUCAUGAUGGCCGCUGAGGCAUGCAUCAUGCAGACGCCCUUCAUGUUCCGCCCCACGAUCAGUACGGUCAGGGCGUUCGCGCUCAUGGUUGUAGCUAAGCAGAUUUGCAACGCUACGUGUUGGGCUAUGGAUUCAUCCUACACACUCAUGGGCCACUUGGUUCGCCUCUCCUUCAUUCUUGGUCUGCCUCAAGAACGCAACGACAACGACGAAGAGCUAAGGGACCCUAUAGAAAAAGAAAUACGGCGGAAGCUGUGGCUCACAAUUCUGUACCUUGAUAUCAAAGUCUCCAUGUGCACGGGGAUGCCGCCAUUGACCCGGCCGGAAGAGUUGGGUGGCCAGAGAAAUAUGCCAAACUGGCGAGCCCCGGACAGUCUUCAGAUGGUCCUCUUUCAGAGCCUUCCCAUUGUACUAAACAUUCUUGCGCAGAUGAAUUCGAAACGAGACCCCAUAUCCUACCCUGAUGUUCUGCGGUAUAACACGCAGCUCCGAGAGCUGAUGGGACACGCCCAGCGUGUUUGCCAAGCGCCUCUACAACGCAUUACCGUCGACAUAUUCCUAAGGCGAUGCCUCAUGGUCAUGCACCGACCGUUUGCUCUGCACGCGGACGGACCUACCUUGUUUCCGGAAUCUUACUGGUCAUCAAUGGAGUGCUCGCUCGCCCUGUUGUUUCACUAUCGUGAGCUCUGGGACCCAGACGCCCCUCAACCACAUGAUUUGGUGGGCCGGCCGUUUGUUCUUGAUAUCUUCUCAGCGACCCUGACCACGUGCGUACACAUGCUACGUCAGGAUGCUCCGCUGAGCGAAGCAGCCGCCACCGGAUGUCUCAUACCCCCUCGACAACUUAUCCUCGAGACGCUCGUUAGCUGUGUUGACAUUUGGGCGGGAGAGCAAGAGAGGAGUGUGUGCUGGCGGACGGGAUACCAAAUCUUGAAAGCUCUCAUGGUGAUUCUGGAUGCUCCUGGAGCACAGGCUAAGUCUCCCGAGAUUGGACAAGCUCGAUGA
Messenger RNA from Metarhizium album ARSEF 1941, 1419 nucleotides. Its product is annotated as C6 transcription factor. The record is from RefSeq and is a predicted model, not a curated record. Gene Ontology annotation, cellular component: nucleus. Gene Ontology annotation, molecular function: zinc ion binding; DNA binding. NCBI's taxonomy places the organism in Eukaryota, Fungi, Ascomycota, Sordariomycetes, Hypocreales, Clavicipitaceae. The transcript has a single exon. Bases 1 to 1419 code for a protein of 472 amino acids. Gene Ontology annotation, biological process: DNA-templated transcription.